Molecule: messenger RNA, 1351 nt
Organism: Beta vulgaris subsp. vulgaris (sugar beet)
Lineage: Eukaryota; Viridiplantae; Streptophyta; Magnoliopsida; Caryophyllales; Amaranthaceae
Product: 2-hydroxyisoflavanone dehydratase-like
Exons: 1
Coding region: 133-1185 (350 amino acids)
Molecular function (GO): hydrolase activity
Source: RefSeq, a predicted model, not a curated record
CACAUCAAAUAAUUUACUAUUUUUCCAAGUGCCAUUAUUUCCUCCCUCAAAUGCAAAAAUCUCUAUCUUUUAGUACUUACUUACACUUCAAUCACUCCUAAGGAAAAAGGGAAGAAACAAAAAAUUCAAACAAUGACCACCUUACUUUUAGAAAAUCUUCAUUUUCUCUCUCUUUUCUCACUCAUACUACUACUAUCUGCUCACACUACCAAAUCUCAGAUUUCUCCAAACGCUCAACCUGCAAAACCAAUCAUAAUUCAACCUUACAUUAUCGAUUACCGCAACGGCACCGUUUCGAGAUACAUUUCUUCCCCGCCAUCCUUUGUUCCCGCGCCAAACGACGCUCAUGUCCAGUCCAAGGACAUCGUUAUCCCUUCAUCAUCGAACCACAAUCUUCGGGCCCGGGUUUUCCUCCCGGCCCGGCCCGAGCCCGGUAGGAAGAUCCCGGUUCUUAUAUACUUCCACGGGGGAGCCUUCUGUAUUGGCUCCCCCUUCUCGUGGGGGGAUAGCCACUACGUGGCCCGGGUUUCGGCCGAAACCCGGGUCCUUGCUAUUGCCAUCGAUUAUAGUUUGUACCCCGAGUUUACGGUCCCUGCCCCUUACGACGAUGCGUGGGCCGCCCUCGAGUGGGUGGCGGCUCACACGUCUCGUAUGGGCCCGGGCCACGAUUGGUGGGUGGCCCGGUACGGAGACCUUAAGAGGAUCUUCGUAGGAGGGGACAGUGCGGGAGGGAACGUGGCCCAUAAUCUCGCGAUUCGGGCCGGGAUGGGCCACGGCCCGAAGAUUACGGGCCUGUUCUUGGCUAUGCCGUACUUCCUCGGGUCGAAGCGGGUUCCGCUCGAGCCCAAGUACAUCACUAGCUCGCCUAAUUAUAAAGUGUGGCCCUAUGUUUGUGGCAACUGCUCGGGCGGGGUCGAUAACGGGUAUAUGAACCCGUUUGGGCCCGGGGCCCCGAGCAUCGCCCGCCUCGGGUGUAGGAAGUUGUUGGUGUACACCGCGGAGGUGGAUGAGCUUCGGGGCCGUGGGGUGUGGUACUAUGAGAAGGUUAAGAAGAGCAAGUGGGCGGGCCAGGCCCAUUGGGUUGAGGCCCGAGGGAAAACCCAUAUUUUCCAUAUAUCUGAACCAGAAGAUCCAGCAACAACAAAAUUGAUCCAAGAUUUGUCAGCAUUUAUCAAUAGUGACUAGAGCUUUUUGUCGUUGUAAUGAGAUUGUACGUUUCUACAUUUUUAGUUUUCCUAUUAAUGUCAGAGAGAUACUACUACCUUAAUGACAAUGUUCACAUGUUUCACUAAAAAGGGAAUCUUGUGUUUAUGAUUAAACGAGUAAAAGUUAAAGGCGAGUUUUAGUAGUA